Molecule: messenger RNA, 471 nt
Organism: Manacus vitellinus (golden-collared manakin)
Lineage: Eukaryota; Metazoa; Chordata; Aves; Passeriformes; Pipridae
Product: ribonucleoside-diphosphate reductase large subunit-like
Exons: 2
Biological process (GO): deoxyribonucleotide biosynthetic process
Cellular component (GO): ribonucleoside-diphosphate reductase complex
Molecular function (GO): ribonucleoside-diphosphate reductase activity, thioredoxin disulfide as acceptor; ATP binding
Source: RefSeq, a predicted model, not a curated record
GUGGCCGUGUGUAACCUGGCCUCCAUCGCCCUCAACAUGUACGUGACCCCCGAGCACACCUACGACUUCAAGAAGCUGGCAGAGGUCACCAAGGUCAUCGUCCGGAACCUCAACAAGAUCAUCGACAUCAACUACUACCCUGUGCCAGAGGCCGAGCGCUCCAACCGGCGGCACCGGCCCAUCGGCAUCGGCGUGCAGGGCCUGGCCGACGCCUUCAUCCUCAUGAGGUUCCCCUUCGAGAGCCCCGAGGCCCAGCGCCUGAACCAGCACAUCUUUGAGACCAUCUACUACGGGGCCCUGGAGGCCAGCUGUGAGCUGGCCCAGGAGCAGGGCCCCUACGACACCUACCAGGGCUCCCCGGUCAGCAAGGGGGUGAGUGCCAGGAAAACCUGGGAAUGCUCGUCCUGGGCAGGGCUGGGGCACAGGCGGGAAGGGACCGGGCAGUUCUGGUUGGUGGCAAGUUGGAUCUGA